This is a messenger RNA of Frankliniella occidentalis (western flower thrips), 818 nucleotides long. It is a transcript of the gene RpS8, whose product is annotated as 40S ribosomal protein S8. The record is from RefSeq and is a predicted model, not a curated record. Gene Ontology annotation, cellular component: ribosome; cytosolic small ribosomal subunit. The transcript is spliced from 6 exons. NCBI's taxonomy places the organism in Eukaryota, Metazoa, Arthropoda, Insecta, Thysanoptera, Thripidae. Bases 125 to 751 code for a protein of 208 amino acids. Gene Ontology annotation, molecular function: structural constituent of ribosome. Gene Ontology annotation, biological process: translation; maturation of SSU-rRNA from tricistronic rRNA transcript (SSU-rRNA, 5.8S rRNA, LSU-rRNA).
GUUUGAUGACUAGCGCGAAGACGUUGGUACCCCUGAACCCUCGCCACAACAAAUCCUACACCUUGCGACAGUUGGCCGCACUUCCAUCCAGUCCCAUCUUCCGUUCUUUCCACAGCAGGUCAAAAUGGGUAUCUCCCGGGACCACUGGCAUAAGAGGCGGGCCACCGGAGGUAAGAGGAAACCUCUGCGUAAGAAGAGGAAGUUCGAGCUCGGCCGCCCAGCAGCCAACACAAAGCUUGGUGCCCGCCGUAUUCACACUGUCCGUACCCGUGGUGGUAACAAGAAAUUCCGUGCUCUCCGUUUGGACCAGGGCAAUUUCUCAUGGGGUUCUGAAUGCUGCACCCGCAAAACCCGUCUUAUUGAUGUAGUCUACAAUGCAUCCAACAACGAGUUGGUGAGAACAAAGACUCUUGUAAAGAACGCCAUCGUCGUUAUUGAUGCUACACCUUUCAGGCAGUGGUAUGAGGCACACUAUGCCAUUCCCAUUGGUCGCAAGAAGGGAGCCAAGCUGACUGACGCCGAUGAAGCUCUCCUCAACAAGAAGAGAUCUAAGAAGGUUGAGAAUAAGUACAAGAACAGACAAAGGGUGGCCAAGGUUGAGCCAGCUUUGGAAGAGCAGUUCCAGACCACCCGCCUGCUUGCCUGUGUUUCAAGUCGACCUGGCCAGUGCGGAAGGGCUGACGGAUACAUCCUUGAAGGCAAAGAGCUAGAGUUUUACAUGAGGAAGAUCAAGGCCAAGAAGGGCAAGUAAACUGUAAACUGACAUUUACUAAGGUGUAAUUUUACAUUUUAGGUGAAUAAAUGUCCAAAAAAAAUUA